CAUGUGUUUGGAGAGCGUGUUCUAGGUCCCUCUGGUUACACUCUGCAGUCCCCGAGCCAGUGGCACGGAUUGCCCCGGAGCGUGAGAAAUCUAGCACCACAGGGUGGCUGCGGCCCGCCCUUUCCCGACACCGGCAGGGCAUCCGACGGCCUCCUGCCUCACUUCCUCAUCUGGGCCUGCUCCCAAGCCGCAGACGCUGCGUUCCCGCCAGAUAAAUUUAAGUUUCAUUUCCAGACGCCUCAGCUGGUUCCUCCUCCCGCGGUUCUUUCCCGAGUUCUUCAUUCCGGGAGCAGAGAGCGCCAGUCAUGGAUCCCCGGGCCGGAAAGAAGACGCGGGUAUCUUCGAAGGCCGGGGCCGCCGCCGCCAAGGUUUCGGCGCAGGGUGUGAGCGACGCCCUGUCAGAGCUCAACGACUCUCCCGUGGCCCGCAGGGCGCCCCUGCCCCAGGCGGGGAGCUGCGGUCCGGCCGGGGAGAAGGGACCGAAGGGCCGCGCGCCAAGAGCCUGCUCCAAGAAGGCAGCCCCGCGCGCGGAGGCCGCCGCGCCCCCGGUCGCUGCCACCGCCGUCCGGGUACAGGCACAGGUGGUCCCCGCGGAGGGGCCGGAGCCUCCGGCGGCCCCAGCGCCGCCGGUUUCCAGGGCAGGAUCUCGCCGCAAGGCGGGUGAGCGCUCCGCUCGCGAGCAGAGUCCUCCGUCCGGGUCCCACGAGGUGCCCCGACCCGGCGCGUCGAUUCAGACCCCGACUCUUAGCCGGAGCCAGGCGGCGCCGGGCGGCUGGAAGCCCCGGGAGGUGCUGGAGAAAUUAAAGCUGAAACGCCAGGAAAUCUCGGAUGCGGCGGCGAUCGUGAACAAGGUCGUGGACCGCCUGUUGCAGAGACUGCAAAACCUCGAAUGGGAGUUUAAAGACGUCGCGCUGCUGCACACCGGCAGCUACUACGAGCGCGUGAAGAUUUCUGCUCCUGAUGAGUUUGAUGUCAUGUUUAAACUGGAAGUCCCCAGAAUUCAGCUGGAAGAAUAUUGCAACAGUGGUGCUCAUUACUUUGUGAAGUUUAAAAGAAAUCCCAAAGGAAGUCCUCUAAAUCAGUUUUUAGAAAAUGAAUUAUUAUCUGCCUCUAAGAUGCUGUCAAAGUUUAGGAAAAUCAUUAUGGAAGAAAUUAAAAGCAUUGAAGAUGUUGCCGUGGAGAGGAAGAGAAGAGGAAGUCCUGCUGUAACCCUUGUUAUUAAAAAACCUCGAGAAAUAUCUGUGGAUAUAAUCCUGGCUUUGGAAUCAAACAGUAGCUGGCCUGCUAGCACCCUGAAAGGCCUGCCCAUCAAACUCUGGCUUGGUUCAGACACUAGGAAGCGACUAAGACAAAAGCCAUUUUACCUUGUGCCUAAGCACGCAAAGGAAGGAAAUGGGUUUCAAGAAGAAACAUGGCGGCUGUCCUUCUCUCACAUUGAGAAGGAAAUUUUAAACCAGCACGGACAAAAAAAAACAUGCUGUCAAAGUGAUGGACAGAAGUGCUGCAGGAAAAGUUGCUUAAAGCUAAUGAAAUACCUUUUGGAACAGCUGAAAAAGUUUGAAAGCCGCAGACUGGGUAAGUUCUGCUCCUAUCAUGUGAAAACUGCCUUCUUUCACACCUGUACCCUGGAGCCCAGCGAUGACAAGUGGCGCCCUGAAGACCUGCCCCUCUGCUUUGACAAGUGCCUGGCGUAUUUUCUUCAGUGCCUCAGGACUGAGCAACUUCAGCACUAUUUUAUUCCUGAGGUCAAUCUAUUCUCUCAAGACAAAAUUGACAAGAGAAGUAAAGAAUUUCUAAUAGAGCAAAUUGAAUAUGAAAGAAAAAAUGGAUUUCCAGUUUUUAGUGAAUUUUGAAAGUAUAUUUAGAGAAAGAAUCAAGAAUUGGGGUGAUGAUAAUAUUUAAGAGGUUUGGAAUUUGACUGAAACGAAUAUAAAUAACUAUUGAGUUCUCGCUGUGUCAUAAUAAAUUCUAAUCAAUAUAUAGAACUGACUGUCUCAGGGAAAAUAUUAGUCCAGGAACAAGAAGCAAAAGGAAUGUUUAAAAUCUAAAAAUAUUCCAUAGCGUGGAAGAGGAGUUUACUGUUCUGUGAGGCUUCCCCCCCACCCAAGUCUAGUAAGCAGGGGAAACCAUCAUAUUUGUGCUUGAAAUACAAGUUAUUCAAGGGAAAAAUUCUUGUCAUUUGGCACUAACCAAAAAAAAAAAAAUCACAAAACAAUAUCAAGUUCAAUUGAAGAAAAGAAUAAAAUCUAUAAUCACCUUUGUUAAGUUAAUCAAGUACGUAUCAGAUGCCUCUGUCUUCUAGCACAGGUGGGGAAGGUAGUAAGAGACAAUAUUAGACAUGAUCAUUGCUCCGUAAAACAGGUGUGCUUAGUUCAGCGUUUAAAUAUAUUUGGAAGCAAUGCCCUGUCCUGUAUGUUAGGAGAAAAAAAAAAAAGCAAAUGAAAAAAGAAAGAGCCUGCAUGUCUCAGGAAAUGCAUGUUACAGAAAAAUUCAAGGUAGUUUAAUAUAUAUGAUUAAAUAUAAAGCAUAACUUAUUUUAUUUUCAGUAACACGUCUAAUAUUCCGUUUUACCUUCUGAAAAGGCAGUGUACACACGUGGAAUCCAAUGCAGAGAAACGGUACGGAGGGAAACAGUAGUCCUCUCCACUGAGCCAGCAUUCAGCCUGCUGGCACCUGCUGCUGGCUUUUAACAUCUCCCUGUUUAUAUGUAUUUUGCACAUUGUCUGGUUGGCUGGUUUACUUUUUUCUCACUGUGCUGUAGUUCUUUAUACAUUUUGGACACUUACCCUUUGUAAUCUAUGUAACAAAUAAUUUUUCCUGCUGUGCAGGUUGUCUUUACCUUUUUUGGUGUCUUUUAGUAAACCAAGUUUUAAAAUUUUAAUGUAGUUGAAUGUAUCCGUCUUUUACAUGGUUUGUGUUGCAUACAUCUGUUUAACAACCUCCUAUGUUUGAAAAUGUUAAGAGAGGCCGGCACUUUAGCACACAUUGUGGGUUAAGCCACCAGUAGCAAUAUCAGCAUCCCAUAUGGGCACUGGUUUGGGUCCUGGUUGCUCUGCUUCCAAUCCAGCUCCCUGCUAAUGCAUCUGGGAAAGCAGCAGAAGAUGGCCUGAGUGUUUGGGCCGCUUUCACCUGGGUGGAGCCCCAGCAUUCUUGCUUCACCUGGCUGUUGCAACCAUCUGGGGAGUGAACCAGUGGGUUUGCUCUCUCUUCCUCCCUCUGUCUCUCUGUAACUCAGCUAUCCAAAUAAACAAAUCUCUCUUUAAAAAAGUAUCACUGAGGCCGGCACCGCGGCUCACUAGGCUAACAUUACAAAGUUAUAGUAAUGUAAUCAUUGGCUAUUAAUCUCAUUAAAAUUAUGACUAACUGUGUGGGCAGGACAGAAAUAGUAGCUGAGUGCCCAUGUGGUGAUAGUGGAGAUUAUCCUACUUUCUUAUUACUGAGUAACAAGUGACCACAACUUUAGUGGCUUGAAACAACACACAUACAUGGGGAAGCGUGUUUGGUUCAGUGUUUGGGAUGCAGGCAUACCAUGUCAUAGUACCUUGGUCCAAGGCCUGACUUCCCUCCCGAGUCCAGCUUCCUGCUAGAGUGCACCCUGGGAGGCAGCACAUGAUGGCUCAAAUACUUGUGUCCUUGUCAUCUAUGUGGGAGACCUUUAAUGGGGUUCCUGGCUUCUGGCUUUGGCCUGGUCCAGAUCUGACUAUUGUGGGUAUUUCAGGAAUAAACCAGCUGAUGGAAGACCCUCUGCUUUUCAAAUAAAUACAUUUUUAAAAAAGCCUUCAUUGUAGAGUAGUAGGUGGAGCCCCCACCUGCAAAGCCAACAUCCCUUAUGGGCACCAGUUGGAGUCCUGACUGUUCCACUUUGGAUCCAGCUCCCUGCUGAUGACCUAGGAGGAGCAGGAGGGGGUGGCCCAAGUGUUUGGACCCCUGUCAUCCAUGUAGAAGACCUGGAUAAAGCUCCAGGCUUCAGCCUGACCUAGCCCUGACUGUUGUAGCCAUUUAGGGAGUGAACCAACAGACAGAAGAUAUCUUUGUCUGUCUCUCCCUCUCUGUGGUUCUGACUUUCAAAAUAAGUGAAUAUAAUAAAAUGCCCUCAUAAUAUUAUCUUCAUUUCUAUAUGUCAGGAUUCUGGUCAUAGUUCCACUUGGGGUCUCAGGUCACUAUAAUUAAGGUGUGCCAUCAAUGUAAUCAUGGAUUCACUGGAGAAGGAGCCACUUCUGUUGGGAGAAUUUAGCUCCUUACACUUACUGACAGCUUUGGUUUCUUGCUCUCGGCUCCCAGAAGCUGCCUUUCAUUCCUUGUUGUGGGAGCCUCUCAACAUAGGCACUUAUAAAGCAGCUCAAUCCUCAAAACCACAAGGGAUGCAACUCCAGCAAGGGGGUGCUGCGGUCCUACUCUACAUAAGUAUGUCUGCAUAGCCAUGUACGUCCCGUUGCCUUUACCAUAUUCUGCUGAUCGGAAGUGAGUCACGGGCCCAGCCCCACUCAGGGGAAAGGGGGAACUCUUGGGGUGUGUGCCAGUUUAGCCAAUUGUAUUCUUGGCAGGGGAACUUUCGCUGAAGGACCACUCACUUCUAAUACCAGUUGCAAUUUCAGGGGAUUCCUUAAACCACCCUCAGGGUCGGUUUUGUUUUGUUUUGAGAUUUAUUUAUUUAUUUAUUUGAAACUCAGAGUUACACAGAGAGAAGGAGAGGCAGAGAGAGAGAGAGAAGUCUUCUAUCCGAUGGUUCACUCUCCAAAUAGCUGCAAUGGCUGGAGCUGUGCCGAUCUGAAGCCAGAAGCCAGCAGAUUGUUCCAGGUCUCCCACACAGGUGCAGGGGCCCAAGGACUUGGGCCAGCUUCUACUGCUAUCCCAGGCCAUAGCAGAGAGCUGGAUUGGAAGUGGAGCAGCUGGGACUAGAACCCGCGCCCCUAUGGGAUGCUGGCACUGCAGGUGGCGGCUUUACCUGCUGUGCCACAGUGCUGGCCCCUGGAAAUUCUUUACCUAUUAAAUAAUAACUCCCGUUCUCCUUUCUGCCCCCUUGCCACCAUUCUGCUUCUUUCAUGAAUUUAACUACUUUAGAUAUCCCAUUAGUGAACUCAUCGUAUUGGUCUUUUUGUGAGUUUAUUUUACUUACUAAAAUGCCCUUAAGGUUCACUCAUGUUGUAGCAUGUGAUAGAAUUGUCUUCCUUUUUAAAAAA
This is a messenger RNA of Oryctolagus cuniculus (rabbit), 5180 nucleotides long. It is a transcript of the gene CGAS, whose product is annotated as cyclic GMP-AMP synthase. The record is from RefSeq and is a predicted model, not a curated record. Gene Ontology annotation, cellular component: site of double-strand break; nucleus; cytosol. Gene Ontology annotation, molecular function: double-stranded DNA binding; chromatin binding; 2',3'-cyclic GMP-AMP synthase activity. NCBI's taxonomy places the organism in Eukaryota, Metazoa, Chordata, Mammalia, Lagomorpha, Leporidae. Gene Ontology annotation, biological process: paracrine signaling; activation of innate immune response; DNA damage response.